CGGCAGAUUUCCUUCCAUCUUUCUUUUCCAUUUUUCCCUUGGCGAUUUGGUGGCUUUGGACGAACCGGUCUUCUGUUGUACGAAUAAUUAGUGCCGAAAAGAUCGAACCACGGUGCGGCGAAUACGUGUACAAGGAGCAACAGGAACACGAGAAUCGUCUUCAUUGUUUAUUCGUAGACGAAGCACUGCGAAGGAUUUCUUUCCACGAACGUAUCGACGCUUUUUCUGCGUUUAUUCCUGCACAAACUGGUAAUAACGUAACGGGUUAGAUAAUGAUGAAUCGAGUCGUGCGACACCAAAGAUCUAACUGAUUCGUUCGAUUUCAUCCUCCACCGGAAAUUCACGUUAGAAAAAUAAAAAAAACGAGCUCGAUCUAUUUUCACUCUAUUUACCGGUUCGAUGUGUCGGAUCCGCGGAAACUGAUGUCGCACCACGGAACGUCAGAUCCCAAUAUUUUUCCUCCGGGGCCAACUUAUCAGCUUCUCAAUGAACUUUCUUAAUGUUCCGAGUAGAACGAUAAUCAACCCGUCAAUGAACCGAAAUCGAAAGCUCUCGGCAGUUUUAUACGGACGCGUCUUACCGCCCUACCUCACGCUCACGAAAAAUCCCGACGACAACGACGACGACAAAACUCGUAAAUAAUACAAUCGCAUAAAUAAAAGCUCAACGGGACUCGGGGAGCUGUACGUUUCCUGACGAAUGUUUCCUCUCUCAUUCGAGUUCGUGUUUUCUUUUGUAAACUGGAAACUACACGCGGUGGAAUUCCAUCCUGAAUCCUUUGCAUCGUCAAAUUUAUUUGAUUUUUUAUUAGUUCUUUGUACGAUUCGCGAUGCAUGUAUCCCCACGUAGCACGUUAUCGAACAUUGUCGUCGGGGAAGAGCGCAGCCUCCCUCUCCUCGGGAAACAAAAAUCUUAGCAAUCCUCUCACGAUUUGGAGACUGCAGUGAUUUAUUAAAAUAGACAGGAUCGACGAGGAUGAAAUAAAGACAGGACGUUUUUGCAUUUCCUCCUAUUCCAAACAGAAAUUAUUGCCAGCGUUUUGUAUCACGUGUUUUUUUCCUGCAUAUUCAAUGAGCAAGAUCGCUGAAUUUAGAUCUUUUGGCAAAGGCUGUUAUCUCUGUCGAGACGCUAACAAUUUUUUUCGUAUUCAGUAGAAACGAGGCACGAGUUUCCUCGUGGAGAUAAAAAUGACCCUAAUUUCUUGAACCGUGCAAACAAACUACGAAAAAAUAUGGAUGGAGUAAUUUAAUUGUUAUUUUAUUUUAUGCAGAUGAUGCGGAGCAGUGGAUUUAAAUUUUCUUAUCAAGGCGCCUCGAGUUCUUGAACCCGGGGGUACGACGAACGAGAUACGAAGAAAUAACGAUGCGGUUCGGUUUAUUAUCCGAAAAUAAGACCGAAGAUUCGAUGCUGUUCGUGAUCCAAUUAUCCUCGAUCCACGACGAGACGAACGCACACUCGAUCGACACUAACCACGGAUAGGAGCCUGAAUGCUCCACAUUUUUUCAAGGUCGACCACGCCGGCCACUCAGUAGCAGUUUUCUUUUUUUCUUCCUUUUUUCAUCGUAUCAAUGUCUCAGUACGUAAAUGUAUACGUAACUUAUAACUCGUCGUACGAAGCCGACUUUCUUCCGCCUUCGAUGUAUCCCGCGAGAAGAUUUAUUAUUAAACUCGAUUUAUAUGGAACGAAAACAUCGAGAAAAUUGGUACAAGGUCGGACCUUGAUUUUUUUCGCUCUCCGUUUUUCUCGUUAUUAUUUAUGCGCUAGUCGCUCGAUGCAGAAAUUUCUCACUGACGUAGAUCAGAAAGAUGUUCGUUCCUCGAUUACGAUCGUUGCCGCUCCGUGCUCCAAACUGGAGGCUGCGAUAAAGCAUCGAUCCCCCAAGUUCCUCCUGCUCGGAGCCUAACACGAUGGAAAAAGGGGAUAUCGAGGACCGAUCGAGAAUGUCCGUAUUGUAACCGCUCUCCGAGACACUCUAUUCCAUUUCUUUAAAGCCUCGUAACACUUGUCGAUCUAUUAAUAGCUCCUCCUUAACCAGCUAACAAGGAGAGUUUGCGGAAAGAGAAAUUCUCGACGGAAGAUUGAGACGACGCUACCGACCCUAAGAAACGAGAGCGAAAGUACCAUCGAGAAAUAGAAAUUUGUUGCUGCUCCUUAUUUCGUUCUCAAUGACAGAACACAAAAUUCAAUUCAGAAUCGAAAAUGUUUCCAACCUUUUUUUCCCAUACAAAACUUUGUUGUAAACAUUAUUAAUGCGCCGAUAAGGUUUAAACUGCGCUGUUCUAUUCGUUUAUCAACACCAAAGAGAAUACUUUAAUACUAAUUUUAUGAUCAUAUUCCGUUACGUAAAUGAUCAGGAAUAAAAACGCUAUGAAGUAAAAAACGAAACGGCAAAAUGGAUAAAAAGUUUAUGGAAAUUUUAAAUCAAUCACGACAUGUUGCGUGCAAAUAAUAUCAAGUAGUUUCCAGUUGAUGGUUCGCAAUAUAAAAAAAUCGAGUUUUUUCGAUCCAGCUUCGUUUAUAAAUUUGAGAUCCUUUCGAUUUGAAACAGGAAAAAGAAUUCGUCGAAGUAACGAAAAAAAAUAUUUUAUUUAUUUUCAGAACUUGAAACUCGGAUGCUCCAACAAAGCCUACUGAUCGCGGAAAUUCUUUAUCCUUCAAUUAUUAUCUGCAAAUCGACAGAAUUUAUUGUUUACACUUCAAAGGAUAUAAUUACGUCGUUUAUUGCAUCACGCUUCACUACCGUGUUGUUAAAUAUUGACAGUAGAUACAGCAUCUGUUUACAGGUGUUAUCUCGCGUCAUUACGAGACGAAAGUUCGCUUCGAAUAUUCGUUUGCUCGACGAUGUUAUCGGUUCGCAUAAUUCGGAGAGUCGUGUAAUUUUGCACUCACCUAAUUCCAAUUUGGUUAAUCAAACUCGAAAAACAAUGUCUGUCCGCAAAAUAAGUUAAAUGUUGAAAAAAAGGUCAACGCUCUGUUCAAGAUAAUUUUGUUAAUUAAUGCACUACGCGGUUCAAGGCUCCACAAUAUAUUUUUGCACAUGUUUCGAGCCUUUUUUUUUGCCAAUUACUGUAAAAUACUGAAGUGAGGCUCAUUUCUAUCUGGAUGAGAAAAAAUAAUGACCGAGUAGUUUUUCGGUUGAGUAAUUAUGUUUUUUUUUUUAAUAUUAUAAUGAAUGACGCGUGAAGUUUCGUCGGUUCAUAGAGGUACGAAUGUUCAUUGAACACUCACAGCGGUUGGAAGCGAGUGAGAAAUGAUGAAUAAAAUGAGGUGCUUCUGAAACGACGAAUCCUCCGUUUCGGUUGCACGAUUAUUUCGACGCAUUUUUCUUUUUGAUAAUCACUCAUCCGUCUUAAUUCUAUGAUUAAACAAACUCACUUAGCUUCUGUACCUUCUGAGAUCCUUGAAUUGUCAUCGUGCAGUCGACUGAUUUAUCGGUAUUAAACAAAAAAAUUGCACGUCGAUCGUAUUUUCGGGAUCGUUAAAUUUACCGAAUAUCUCAUUCGUCUCAUCUCAUUAAGCAAACCUUUCUCAUGUUUGUUAAUCAUUAUACGAUUCUCUUGAAUCAUCAUGGAAAAAUUUUCAUAUUUACUGGCGAUAAUGGUCGGAUAUUCCAGCUUCAAAUUAUGUGAGCUAUACAGAGAAAAAUUUCACGAUACUGUGGGCACAAUUAUUCGACGUCUGUGUGAUAAAAUCCGUAUGUUCUUCAAUAAAGAUUUCAACGCCGAAUGAAUUUCGUACUCCAUUCAAUUUUUUACACGUUUCGGUUAUUAGAUUUCAGAGUACACGAAAUGAGAAACUCGUACGAAAAUAUUUGUAGUCACGUCGUCCGAUCGAGCCACUGACUUUUCGUGAAUGGUUUGUCCUUGAGCAACAAGUAAUUCAUCAGCGAAUUAAAUGUCUCGGAGACCUUGGAAAACUUUUGUCAGAUCUUCGAGAAGAUUAGGACGCGAUUUAUGACAGGUAUUUGAAUACGUUGUCGAAAAUUGGCGAUUUUAGUGUUUUUUAUUCGCGCUUCUCACUCCCCGAGUUUUGUACACACAGAAAUGUUAUUCUCAGAGCCGUUUCGGGCCCAUCAUAUUCCUCGGUAGCAAGCUAGUGGUUACAGGUGUGGAAGAUGCGAGGAAACGAAGAAGAAGAAUGACAAAAUAAAACGUCGUCGAGCUCCGAUAUGUAAAGAGGGCUUCUCUGGGGAUCUCGUAGAUAAACGGGGUGGGGGAAAUUUCUGAGUUUGAUGACGAGGGCCUUCUUAUCCGAGCAGGCAAAGUUUUUCUACGACCUUUUGUUGACAGUUUAUGAGCUCGCGUCGGUCAGAAUAGCAGUUCCACCUGCGCGAAUAAUAAAAUUUUAAAUCGAUGAAGAAUGUGCAAUUAAUAAAUUUAUUGGGAUAUUGAGAACAAACAUUGUGAAUGCAAAUUUAAUUACACUCGGUGCGAACUCAAUUUCGGAUGAAACUUGGCAAACAUUCGUACUUGUUCGUGAUUUAUUUAUUUCGUUAUAAAUUUAUUGCUCAUUGGGUUAAGUUUUCAUACUGGAAACGAGAACCCAUCAUGAAUACCGGUGUUCUGUUUCUCGUGUGUUUUAUUCUCCCAUGGAACGCCACGUGCUUCAAAUUCAUCGAGGAUUAUUUUUUUCCUCGCAAUCCCACCGUCAACAGGGUCAGAAACAUUGAAGAGGCUCGUGGCGACGAGUUUGCUGUUUUGGAUACUGUUGGCAUGGUUGAGAAAUACGGAUAUUCUAGCGACGACCAUAAUAUCACGACUUUGGACGAUUACAAUAUUAUUAUUUUCCGGAUUUAUGCAAGUCCAGCAUCUCCAGAAAAACAAGGAAAGCCGGUCGUAUUUCUACAACAUGGAUUAUUCGCGUCUUCGGAUACUUGGGUCCUUUUCGGACCCGGAAAAGAUUUGGCUUUUUUAUUAGCUGAUGAAGGAUACGACGUUUGGAUCGGUAAUUUGCGAGGCAACAGUUACGGCAGAUCCCACAAACAGUUAUCAACUCGCGAUCCACAAUUUUGGAGCUUCAGUUACCACGAACAUGGGGUGCUCGAUCUUCCAAUGAUGAUCGAUUACAUUCUCGAAUAUACGAACAGCACGUCACUCUCUUACAUCGGACACUCGAUGGGAACGACGAUGGCUUAUGUUUUGUUAUCUGAAAAACCGGAGUAUAAUGAAAAAAUGAGUAUUGUUGUGAGUCUUGCGCCUGUAGCAAUUUGGAAAGAGCCUCCCAAAACCCUUACCCUUAACGAUAAUGUUGUACGGGUACUCCAGAAUAUAUUCGAUGAGCAUGGAAUCUACGAGUUGUUGCCACAAACGACGUACAGUGCCAGGAUGGCCCGGGUCUUGUGCAGCGAUGGAUCGUUUGCUCAACCCUUUUGCAAACUGCUGAUUUCAAUCCUGGCUGGACAUGAUCCUGAUCAGCUAAACUCUACCGCAAUGCCUUACAUCUUUUCACAUUUUCCGGCUGGUGGAUCAACCGCGUCGUUGUUUCAUUAUUACCAGAAUAUAAAGUCAGGUACCUUUGGAAAAUACGAUUUCGGCUACGCCCACAACUUCAGACUCUACGGAAAGAAGAAACCACCGAUUUAUGACCUCAAAAAAAUAUCCGCACCGGUCGCUUUGAUUUACGGAAAAGGCGACAUUAGCUCGUUCGAAAAGAAUGUCGCGGAGUUGGCGAAAAGGUUGCAAAACGUUGUCACCUUCGAAGCAGUCGAAUACGAAAACUUCAAUCAUUUCGAUUUCGUAUGGGCAAAAGAUGCUAAAGAAUUAUUGUACGACAGAGUAAUAAGCCUUCUUUCAAUGUAUUCGAGAUAUCCGCUCCGAUGUACAAACCGUAAAGGGAGUACGAAAAUGAAGAGUCAACGUGUUUUAUUGAGACACUUACUGAUCUGCAUAACCUCAGGACUGGUGUGUGCGGUUGAGAAGAAUUUUAGGGCUACUUUUAUCCGAGAAGUUCGUUUGCGAUUGACGGGAAUGAGAAACGCGAAACGCGUCGUCGACGAGGAUUACGUAGCGUUUGAUACCUCAGAAACGCUAUUAGAUUCCAUCAAAUCAGGCCACAACCAUGAAAAACAUACUUUUUACGAGGAUAGCAAAGUCCGAGUUGCUCAUAGAAGCGUGUGUAAAUACGAAGCCUUCGAGUUUGUGGAUAAAAUUUUAACACGCUUGCUUACUACGGUGAAAUGUUCAUCGCCAAAUUUCUUUAUCACAAACAACGAUUCUUCUCCUUUUCAGGCCGGUCUCAUAAAACGUCAUGGUUAUUCCGUCGAAGAGCACACGUUGAGGACCGAGGAUGGAUAUUUUUUACGUCUAUUUCGCAUGCCCGGGAGUCCCAGUUCGCCCGAAUCCAAUUACAAGCCCGUUGUUUUCCUGCAGCAUGGAGUUCUCUGGUCCUCCGAUGCUUUCGUGCUCAUGGGACCGAGCCAUGAUCUCUCUUUCAUGCUCGUUGAUGCUGGCUACGAUGUGUGGAUCGGUAACGUCAGAGGGAACACGUAUUGUCGAACUCACCAAAAUAAGAAGCCAAGUGAUCCUAAAUUUUGGGAUUUCAGCUACCAUGAAAUGGGCGACUACGACUUACCUUCAAUGAUCGAUCACGUUCUCCUUAUUACCGGCCAAAAAGCGGUCUGCUUCGUCGGACAUUCGAUGGGGGCAACAAUCGCUUAUGUUAUGUUGUCGCUGCGACCAGAGUACAACUCGAGGAUAAAGUUACUCGUUAGCUUGGCUCCUGUUACGCGCUGGAAACACAAACUGAACGCGAUGCAAGCGUUAUUCAAACAAGCUGGUUGCCCGUUGCAGGAAACAUUAAAACGUAAUGAAAUCUACGAAAUUCUACCUCAAACGACCGCCUUGAAAAAACAAGCGGAACAGUGGUGCAACGAGGACGCGGUUUCACACAGCGCUUGCUUGAACAUGAUCUUUGGGGUAGUCGGAGAAGAUCGAGAACAACUGAACUCGAGUCUCCUGCCAUAUCUUUUCUCGUCCUUUCCCGCCGGGACUUCGCUACGAACGAUGGCCCACUUUCAUCAAAACAUACUGUCAGGUGAAUUUCAACAAUACGACUACGGCCUUGCCGAGAAUUUUGACAGGUACAAACAAAGAGAAGCACCGAAUUAUGAGUUGCAAAAAGUAACCGCACCAGUCGCAUUAUUUUAUGGAAAAAACGAUGCAAUUGUACCAGUCGAGGAAAUUUACGACUUGGCGGAAUCUCUGAGCAAUGUCACGAUUUUGGAAGCAGUACCCUUCCGAAAAUUUAAUCAUAUGGAUUUCAUAUGGGCUCGUGACGUUAGAGAACUUCUCUACAAAAGAAUUCUACGGUUGAUUCAACAGUACUGAGUCAAAAUAUGGUGGAGCUCUAAAUGAAAACAAAAGAAAAUUCAGGGGAGCAGUACUAGCCAAGAAUUAUUGCUCGUGUUAUUGCGGUGUGUUAUGUUUUUAUACAAUACGAAAUGACGUGUCUUUUUUUUGUGUUC
Molecule: messenger RNA, 7463 nt
Organism: Venturia canescens
Lineage: Eukaryota; Metazoa; Arthropoda; Insecta; Hymenoptera; Ichneumonidae
Exons: 17
Coding region: 4447-7326 (959 amino acids)
Biological process (GO): lipid metabolic process
Source: RefSeq, a predicted model, not a curated record